AUGAAAGGAAAUGGAUUAUUUUAUUUAAUAGAUCCUAACGGGGGAGUUAAUACUAUUGACCUUCUUAUUUCAAAUAUAAUUAUUACAAUACAAAGAAGAAUAAUUAUGAUGGAUGGUAAAGAAAAUGCAAAAGAUGAUAAAUUUAAAGUUGAAGAAUAUUAUGGAAAACCUGGAAAAAAAGUUCAAAAAGAGUUUACUAUUGGACUUAAAGAUUCAAUUGAUGAUUUAAGUGGAAUUGGUAAAACAAAGAAAGCAACGAAGGAAAAGAUACAAAAAGAAAAUGUAUUCGAACUUCAUUCAUUUAUUUUAGUAAUAACAACAUUAAACUCAAUACGUCAAUACAAUUUCUUUGGAGGGAAAACUAAUGCAAUUGCACUUGCACAUUUGAUUAAUGCAAAAGUUAUUCCUAAUUGUAUUGGAAAUAUUUGGGUAUAUGUUUAUGAUUGUCCAGAAAAUGAAGGAAGAAGUGGAAAAUUUAAUUUAGGUAAACAAAAUAUUACAUGGACUGGUGGGAAAAAACAUCCAGAUCCUAAUUAUGAUAAUAUGUCAAAAUAUUUAAGAAUUAGUGAUUAA
Molecule: messenger RNA, 573 nt
Organism: Entamoeba dispar SAW760
Lineage: Eukaryota; Evosea; Mastigamoebida; Endamoebidae
Exons: 1
Coding region: 1-573 (190 amino acids)
Source: RefSeq, a predicted model, not a curated record